AUGGCCAGUGUAGCGCAUACGUACGGCCCAACAUGCCUGCUCUACGAACCACCAGAGCAUGAGCAAGCUGGCCCAGACCUAAACACAGCAGUUCCGCCUCCGCCAAAAGUCCGGGCACAAUACUUUUAUAUAUCAUCUUUACCCAUUGAUGAUCCAUUAACCGCAAUCCCCCCUCCGUCGGGCAGCCUAGAUAUUUCGAAGUUACCUUCUAGGCCCUUUUCAGCGCGUGAUAACAUUGCUUUGGAACAGGCAUGGCAAGCGCUACGCAACAGUGCUGGCGGGGAACCGGGCUCGGGCGAAUAUUUAAGAGAAGCCUCGGGUCGAUUACCUUUAAGGUAUAUACUACCUCGCGGAAAAGAAAAUGAUGUUUCCGGGCGUCAAAGCCUAGGAGCAUUCCCCGAGAACCGGUCUGGACCGCAUUCGAAACCUUUGACACGACUGCCCCUUGAUGGGGAAUUUUAUAGGAAUAAUCAGGGUGGCUUUAUAACUUCUGCUAACGGGCCAAGCCUCAGCAGUGAUAACCUUCUCUCUUGUGAGCGGACUACGCAAGAUUUUGCUUCCCUGUCAACACCUCCGCAAAUGAAUAGAAAUUCUUUUCCAGACGGAGAAGAGGAUGCCUCUGAGGACAGUGGUCGCUCCACCCCCCUCCUGAUGCGGAAUUUAGACGACACAAAUAUUAGCGGCUCUCCCUUCAUUCGAGCCCCGAUCAGAGAUCGUGAAGAUCGUCGGCCAAAACCAUUAAAGAUAAGUAAGGAUACAAUGGCCAUGGACCAAUCCGGUGGCUUCUCUACUUCUCCUACCAAUAUAGAGAAUGAAUUAUCCGAAAAUGAUACCACUGAUGAUGGUGAUGGUGAUGCGCCGGAUGCUACAGUGACCGUUGGAGCAUCUCGGCUUCACAUGGUUGAGUUCCCCAAGCUUCAGAUGAAACCUAUUUAUUGGAACCCAGUCCAAGAUAUUUCACCGGUGAUCAGAGGAACUUGGUUUUACAAAAACUCGAUGCUUCCUGUCGAGCCAGAAGUAGCAAACCAACUGGAAGCUGGUUAUACAUAUUUAAAACCAUGGACCGAGACAUGGCAGGACGAGCUAAAUAGCUGUGUGGAAAGUGGAGCUGCAGCAGAAUUGAAAAUUGCCCAUAAGCUUUGGCCCGUAGAUAAUACAAAGGCUGCAAAAAGGUCUGAGACCAGGCCUGACCCUGGAGUGGAUGGUCCUGCUUCCGGUUCCAUAAACGGAGGCCGUCUGACUUUUGAGGAAAAUUUUGCCGCUGGUGCAUCAUACGGCCGCGAAGCUGCAACAAAGUUAUACCAAAGCUCAAGUGUGAUUUAUGUCGAUUCUAGUGAAGCGCAAAUACUUCGACCAAGCUUGCUACCAUCAGUUGCAAGCAACAGACGACCACUAGGCGCUAUCCGGAAGGGUAGGCAGAUUGGUAUAUUAGUUGUACGAGGAUUUGACCGUCGCUCUUGGGACGAACUACAUCCUCCAAAACCUGUCUCGGCUAAUGUAAUGAACUUUGUCAAGAUGCAGAAAGCAGCGAUGAGAGAAGCUAACUCGCGACGCCAAAUAUGCUAUGCAUGUCAGAUGGAGGAGAGGAAACCGGAAGUUGGUGACUUGGUGCUUGUGAUCCAUGGUAUAGGCCAAAAGCUAUCAGAACGUGUUGAAAGCUUUCAUUUCACACAUUCCAUCAAUUCGUUCCGAAGGCAGGUUAAUCUUGAGCUUGGGAGCAAUUCUGUUUGGCCAAACAUGCGCCCUGAUCUUGAAAACAUCAUGGUACUUCCUGUGAAUUGGCGGUCCACACUCUCUCUGGAAGAUACAGAUGUCGGGGAAGCCAUAGAAGACCAAACAAACUCAAAUCAUUUUGGUUUAAAAGACAUUACGCCAGAAACAAUACCCUCAGUUCGCAAUCUUAUCAGUGACGUCAUCCUUGAUAUUCCGUACUAUCUUUCGCAUCACAAGCCCAAGAUGAUACGAGCAGUAAUCAGGGAGGCUAACAGGAUAUACCGACUUUGGUGCCAGAAUAACCCGGGAUUUCAAAAUAAUGGAAGGGUGCAUCUUAUCGCCCACUCUCUUGGAAGUGUCAUGGCGACGGAUAUCCUGAGUCAACAGCCGACAAAACUACCUACAAUCGAUUUUUCCAAAUGUGAAAUUAGUGAAGCUAUAUUUGAAUUCGACACCACAAACGCAUUCUUCUGUGGGAGCCCUGUCGGGUUGUUCUUACUACUUCACAAAUCAAGCAUCCUACCUCGUAAAGGUAGAAACAAGCCUGAUUGCGAUGAACAUGAUGCUUCGGACCCGUGGCUGACUGGCAGAACCGGCACCUAUGGCUGUUUAGCUGUCGACAACCUCUAUAAUAUUUUACAUGAAACAGACCCAAUUGCCUAUCGCCUUAACGCUGCUAUUGACAGUGAUCUUGCAAAUUCUUUAAAACCCGCUUCUGUUCCUACUUCUUCAACCUCAUUUUUCCAAUCAAUUGGCAGUGUUUUUCGCUGGUCCUCAAAGCCUCAGCCAACUAAGAUUGACAUUCCCUCUCACUCCGCCGCUGGCCCCUCUACUGCUAAUCACCAACUCUAUCAAUCUCAACGGCCCAAUACUAUUCAAAAAUUGCCUUCCACCAUUGAAAUGGAUACCCACGAUUUUACCAGGGAAGAAAUAGCCGAAAAACGGAUGUUCUUGGUGAAUGAUAACGGCCAGGUUGACUACUAUAUUUCUGGUGGCGGAGGUCCGUUAAAUAUCCAAUACUUGAAUAUGUUGAGUGCACAUAGCAGCUAUUGGAUAUUGCCAGACUUCGUGAGGUUUAUUGUCGUAGAGAUUGGAAGGAAGGCGGGCAGGAGUGGAACUUUACUGGCUUUGAGAGCAGAGAAAAAGAAAGGAUGGAAAAAGAAGUAA
Messenger RNA from Ophidiomyces ophidiicola, 2880 nucleotides. RefSeq lists its product as uncharacterized. Bases 1 to 2880 code for a protein of 959 amino acids. Lineage: Eukaryota; Fungi; Ascomycota; Eurotiomycetes; Onygenales; Onygenaceae. Gene Ontology annotation, molecular function: metal ion binding; glycerophospholipase activity. Gene Ontology annotation, cellular component: cytoplasm. The transcript is spliced from 4 exons. The record is from RefSeq and is a predicted model, not a curated record.